Messenger RNA from Beauveria bassiana ARSEF 2860, 3438 nucleotides. Its product is annotated as phosphatidylserine decarboxylase. Gene Ontology annotation, molecular function: phosphatidylserine decarboxylase activity; calcium ion binding. The record is from RefSeq and is a predicted model, not a curated record. The transcript is spliced from 6 exons. Gene Ontology annotation, biological process: phospholipid biosynthetic process. NCBI's taxonomy places the organism in Eukaryota, Fungi, Ascomycota, Sordariomycetes, Hypocreales, Cordycipitaceae. Bases 1 to 3438 code for a protein of 1145 amino acids.
AUGGGUCGCUUCAAGAGUGAUAAUGGCAGCUCGAGUGGCGAGUCCGCCACCGGUCUGGCUCUCAACGUCGUUAUUCUGAAGGCCAGAGAUUUGGCUGCCAAGGAUCGCAAUGGCACUUCGGACCCAUAUCUUGUCCUCAAACUAGGUGAUGCCCGCGCCGUUACGCACGCCGUCCCAAAAACGUUAAAUCCAGAGUGGAACAUCAUCGAGCAACUGCCAAUCAACAGCAUAAACAAUCUCGUUCUUGAUGUCAUUUGCUGGGACAAGGAUCGAUUUGGCAAAGAUUAUCUCGGUGAAUUCGACCUUGCCCUCGAAGAAAUAUUUUCAAACGAAAAGAAUGCCCAGGAGCCUAAAUGGUACCCUCUUCGCAGCAAGCGACCCGGCAAGAAAACCAGCAUUGUGUCUGGUGAGGUCUUGUUGCAGUUUACACUCUUGGACACAAACAAUCCCGCGUCUCCCCACCAGGAGACAAUGGAAAGACUUCAAUCUCUCAUUCGCUCUGUUCCUGUUGCUUCUGGCAGUCAAGCCGGUAGUGCAAGUGUGACGCCUGCCGCCACGACUACCCCUCACGCUGAUCCUCUCGCCGAGUUUGUAGACGAUGACGAUGAGGAGAUUUCCGAUUACGAAGAAGACAGCAACGAUGAAGGCGAAGGCGAGGCUGAAGGCGAGGACGAGGAUGCCUCUAAACCCGAGACUGCCGAGAAACGUCGACGCCGACUCCGAAUUCGAGGACUUAAGCGCAAGAAUCGACGUGCUGCAUACGCCUUCACUAACGGCGACAGUGACGUUGUUGGUAUCAUUUACCUUGAGAUUUGUCGUGUCACGGAUCUACCGCCGGAGCACAAUCUUACUCGUACCAGCUUCGACAUGGACCCCUUCGUAGUAGCCUCACUCGGUCGAAAAACUUACAGAACUCGACGCGUCCGACACAACCUCAAUCCAGUGUUCAACGAGAAAAUGAUUUUUCAACUACUUAACCAUGAGAAGUCAUACAGCUUCUCAUUGACGGUUAUCGACCAUGACAAGUACUCUGGCAAUGACUUUAUUGCGUCGUGCACCUUUCCUGUUCAAGAAUUGAUGAAGAAGGCGCCCCAGGCUGACCCUACCACUGGUUUGUACGAAGUCCGUGAGCCCACUGAACACCGAGAGGCUGCUCCUCUGCCACACAAGUCCCGUCUUCAGAGACUGGGGCUCUCGCGCACUUCUUCAUCCCAAAGCCUCAACAAGAAAUCAGUCAAGGCCGCCUCGGUCACCAGCGCCAUAUCUCAAGCACCCUCCUUGGAGACAAGCCAAGCCACGAGCAACCCAAGUCUACUGGCUCCCCCCGAGGUGUCAUCGACGGUCAUGGAGCCAGAGACCAAUGCGGAAGACGACGACCCGGAGUUUCACGAAUUCUCUGUACCUCUGUCGCUGAAAAAUGCCGAAAAAUGGGAGUCCAAACACAGCCCGGUCAUCUAUCUCAGAGCCAAGUACGUACCGUAUCCUGCGCUUCGUCAGCAAUUCUGGCGUGCCAUGCUUCGACAAUACGAUACAGACGAGAGUGGCCGCAUCAGCCGCAUAGAGCUCACCACUAUGCUUGAUACGCUGGGUUCGACACUCAAAGACUCCACCAUAGACAGCUUCUUCCAGCGCUUCCCCCACAAAGCCGCCGACAAUGAAGACAGCUGGGAUCUGACUUUCGACGAGGUUGUCAUAUGUCUUGAGGACCAGCUAGAGGCCAAGUCCAAGUCGAGCAGCGGCGUAGCGGACAAGGUCAAGAAUAUCGCCUCAGACAUCAAGAACCUUGCUGUCGAAGGAAACGUCGAGCAGAGAAGCUCUGCUUCGGGCACGUCAACGCCCAGCGAGGAUGGUAGUCCUGACACGCUCGACAAAGAUGACUCUAGCGACGAGCACGUUGUCGAGAUUCGUGAAUGUCCUAUCUGCCACCAACCCCGUCUGAACAAGCGCAAGGAUGCCGACAUAAUCACUCACAUUGCAACUUGCGCAAGCCAAGACUGGCGGCAGGUCAAAACUGUUUUGAUGGGGGGCUUUGUGACUGCCAGCCAAGCCCAGCGCAAGUGGUACUCUAAGGUCAUCACCAAGAUUUCCUACGGAGGCUACAAGCUCGGUGCAAAUUCGGCCAAUAUACUUGUCCAGGAUCGUAUGACUGGUCAGAUCAAUGAGGAGAAGAUGAGCGUUUACGUCCGACUUGGAAUUCGAAUGUUGUACAAGGGAUUGAAGUCGCGUGAAAUGGAAAACAAGCAGAUUCGCAAAAUGUUGAGGAACCUGAGCAUCAAGCAGGGUAAGAAAUUCGACGACCCGGCGUCCAGGGAUGAAAUCGAAAAGUUCAUACAUUUCCAUCGCCUAAACAUGGAUGAGGUGCUAUUGCCGCUUGACCAGUUCCAAAACUUUAACGAGUUCUUCUAUCGUGCGCUCAAGCCUGGUGCGCGCCCCUGCUCGGCACCCGAAAAUCCGGGCAUUAUCGUGUCGCCCGCAGAUUGUCGUAGUGUAGUGUUUAACCAACUCACGCAAGCUACCAAAAUUUGGGUCAAGGGUCGCGAAUUCAGCAUAAAGCGGCUCUUAGGAGAUGCCUACCCGGAAGAUGUGGCCCGGUUCGAUAACGGUGCACUAGGCAUCUUCCGCCUUGCGCCGCAAGACUACCACCGCUUCCAUAUUCCUGUCGAUGGUGUCAUGGGUAAGCCCAAGACGAUUGCUGGUGAAUACUACACAGUCAACCCAAUGGCUAUUCGAUCAGCCCUUGACGUCUAUGGUGAGAACGUGCGUGUGGUGGUGCCUAUUGACAGCGACGUGUUUGGUCGCGUCAUGGUCAUCUGUGUUGGUGCCAUGAUGGUGGGCAGCACAGUCAUUACACGGCAGGACGGCGAAAGGGUGCAGCGUGCUGAAGAGCUGGGCUAUUUUAAGUUUGGUGGCAGCACCGUUCUAUUACUUUUUGAGCCCGGCAAGAUGCGAUUCGAUUCUGAUUUGACAGAAAAUUCGGCAGGCGCAUUGGAGACUUUGAUUCGCGUCGGCAUGUCCGUCGGCCAUUCGCCAGACGAACCGCAGUGGACACCCGACAUGCGUGCUAGCGACGAGCAAAUCACCGAGGAGCAGAAGAAGGAUGCAAAGCGACGCAUCCAGGGAAGCUUGGCUCAGGAUUCGCCCAGCGACAGUAACGAUGAUGACCGGCUGCACUCUGUGCCGCCUACGAUGGACACCAUCGCAGCCUCUUCUCUUCGUGGAUAUAUGGGUGGCUGGUUGGUUGACUAUCGCUCGCUGCUGGAUGAAGACGACGGCCGGGUCCAGCCCGCCGAUGACUCGCUGCUGAUGGAGCUGAAGCUCGCUCUCGGCGACGUGGGCGCGGCCGGUACCGAGUUGCUCUUGACCGUGGCAAGGGAUAUCAUGUCGACGGUCGGGGCGGUGGUGUUAUUGCCGCGGCGGGUUUCGCGCCAGGACGAGUAG